Nestor notabilis (Kea) is the source of this 1012-nucleotide messenger RNA. RefSeq names its product SSU72 RNA polymerase II CTD phosphatase homolog (S. cerevisiae) (gene SSU72). Gene Ontology annotation, cellular component: mRNA cleavage and polyadenylation specificity factor complex; nucleus. Gene Ontology annotation, biological process: termination of RNA polymerase II transcription. Gene Ontology annotation, molecular function: RNA polymerase II CTD heptapeptide repeat phosphatase activity. Lineage: Eukaryota; Metazoa; Chordata; Aves; Psittaciformes; Psittacidae. The record is from RefSeq and is a predicted model, not a curated record. The transcript has 4 exons. Bases 114 to 509 code for a protein of 131 amino acids.
UCAGCAAACGAGGAUUCAGUGUCCGAUCCUUUGGAACAGGGACUCAUGUGAAACUGCCAGGACCAGCACCGGACAAGCCGAAUGUUUAUGAUUUCAAAACAACAUAUGAUCAGAUGUACAAUGAUCUGCUUAGGAAAGACAAAGAACUAUACACACAGAAUGGGAUUUUACACAUGUUGGACAGAAAUAAGAGAAUCAAGCCACGACCAGAAAGAUUCCAGAACUGCAAAGAUGUUUUUGAUUUGAUCCUAACGUGUGAAGAAAGAGUCUAUGAUCAAGUAGUAGAAGAUUUAAAUUCCAGAGAGCAGGAGACAUGUCAGCCAGUACAUGUGAUCAAUGUGGACAUUCAGGAUAACCAUGAGGAGGCAACACUGGGUGCAUUCCUUAUCUGUGAGCUCUGCCAGUGUAUACAGCACACAGAAGACAUGGAAAAUGAAAUAGAUGAGCUGUUACAGGAAUUUGAAGAGAAAAGUGGAAGGACUUUUCUUCAUACUGUCUGCUUUUAUUAAAGCACAUCUGUCUCCUAGGCCUUAAUAGAGAUGAGGGAAGCAUGUGUUUCAAGUUCUGACUAUACUGUAUUUUCCUGGAAAAUGAAUAUUGUUCUUCUUUUUUUUUUUUUUUGUUUUGUUUAAAAACUCCUUUUCAGUGUCUUUUUGUUUUGUUUCAGGUAUUCUGUCACAGGGAGGCAGAGAUACUGGUUGGCAUUGUACAUAUGAGAUGAUUAAAAAGUAUACACAAAGGCCGCCUAUUUAAAAAUGCAAAUCAAGUUUUUCUUUAAAUCCUGCUUUAAUUAUUACAAGUAGGGUUUUAAUUAUAAAGAGAAUGUUUCUUGAAUAUAAGUUUAUAAUGGAUUUUUCCAGCUUACAAAUUCUAUUUUAUUUCAGUUGUGCUUUUCUGGGUUUUUUUUUUUUAUUUGAAUGUGACAGAAUGGCUGAACUCUGUGAGGAUCUGAAUGGAACAAUAUAAAAAUGAGUAUCUGUAUAUUAUUAAAAGUUGGAAGCAUCCAAUAAAA